AAGAUCUUUGUGUCCUGGUUGGGAUGCAAUUAAUGCUGCAGAGAUUCAGCAAACUAAGUUAACUACAGAAUUUUUAAUCCAUUUAUUAGGAGCACCAUGUAACUACCAGAGAGCAGUUGCUACAAAAUAUCAUAUUGGAUCUUUAAAUUUUCUUUCAUUGCUAACACCUAAUGAUUGUGCUUAUUUUGCAUUUAUUGCACGUAUAUCAUUACAUUCUCAAACAAAUUAUAGUCAAUAUAAAAAUUAUAACUAUACUAAGAUUUUGUAUAAAAAAUUAUAUGAAUUAGAGACAGCUAAUGCUGAAGAUAAUUAUAAAAAUAGUGGUUCACAACUCCAAGCUUCUCUUAAGAAAUUAGCUAAAUGGUAUAAUGCAGCAAAAGCUAAGUCUAUCCCAGUAUUAACUUCUUUUCUUCAUAAUAUAAGGCCUAAUAAUGAUCUACUUGCAUGUGUAAAAAGUGAAGCAAAAAUUUGUGUCCAAAUUGAUUCAGUAAAGCAUAUAAAACAUGAGCUAGAUAUAAAAAAUUUUAAAGAAAAUAAUAACCCACAUAUUAUACCAGCAUAUAAGGUUCAGACAAUUAGCAAAAGAAGCAUAUUAUUAGUCAAAAUAUAA
Messenger RNA from Dentiscutata erythropus, 610 nucleotides. NCBI's taxonomy places the organism in Eukaryota, Fungi, Glomeromycota, Glomeromycetes, Diversisporales, Gigasporaceae. The record is from the annotation of a GenBank genome assembly.